AUUUCAACCGCAAAGCAAAUUGUUUUCUUUCUCUUUCUCUCAUUGGCCCAUUCUUUCCUUUUACUCUCUCUCUCUCUCACGCACACAUUGUGUUUGUUUUGCCCAUUCCCAUUCCCUGUCGCUGUCUCUUCUAUUAGGGUUCUUAGCUGGACUGCUCUCGUAUCAAUUCAAGUCUUUAAUUCAUUUUCUUGGUGUUUGGCUGAGGUUGGUGAAGAAAGUUAUUCUUUCUUGAUUAGACGGAAUGAGCAAAAUCUGAGGAAACAAAGGAGCACUCUCUAUAGUGUAUUUUGUCUGGAAUUAAGUAACGGAGUAAGAGAUCUGGUGGCGGAGAUGAGCGCGUCCAGGUUCAUUAAGUGCGUAACGGUCGGUGACGGCGCCGUCGGCAAAACCUGCAUGUUAAUUUCCUAUACCAGCAACAGUUUUCCUACGGACUAUGUGCCAACUGUGUUUGACAAUUUCAGUGCAAAUGUAAUUGUUGAUGGCAGCACCGUCAACUUGGGAUUAUGGGAUACAGCUGGUCAAGAGGAUUACAACAGAUUAAGACCGUUGAGUUACAGAGGUGCCGAUGUCUUUAUUCUUGCUUUCUCUCUUAUUAGCAAGGCCAGCUAUGAAAAUGUUGCCAAGAAGUGGAUUCCAGAAUUGAGACACUAUGCACCUGGUGUUCCAAUUAUCCUUGUUGGAACAAAGCUUGAUCUUCGAGACGAUAGGCAGUUUUUUAUUGAUCAUCCUGGUGCAGUGUCUAUCACUACAGCUCAGGGAGAGGAACUGAAGAAACUGAUUGGAGCCCCUGCCUACAUUGAAUGUAGCUCAAAGACACAACAGAAUGUGAAGGCAGUUUUUGAUGCAGCAAUAAAGGUGGUGCUCCAGCCUCCAAAACAAAAGAAGAAGAAGAAGAAGUCUCAAAAGGCUUGCUCCAUACUGUGAUCGAGGAAAAUCUAGGUCUGACAGAGGAGAGAAAAUGACAUGGCUACCUAGCCUUACUGCAGUGUUUCUUCAUUGUACCUUUUUCCAUUCCAUUCCAUGCCAUGUCCCACCCAGAGGAAGCUGCAAGCCGUGGUGUAUAAUCUGACUGACAAUAUAGGGAUUUCUGAGGAAGCAUCAGAUGGUUUGUUUCUCAAUUUUUACUUGUUAGGUGUGAUGUGUAUUUAGUGAGUAAGCAUUCCCCUUGUUAACGUGCACACCUCUUUUGCUUUUCAUGUUUGUACUUGUCGCUUGUAUGAAUCAGUUGUGAGGAAGAUCCCAAUUAUGAAACAAAUUUCUCCUUUUUUUAACAAAUACCAUUAAUAUGUCUCCUUCUUACCUAUGUAAUAUCGAGUUUAUUCGUAAUCAACUUCUUUGUUUUAA
Messenger RNA from Pistacia vera, 1344 nucleotides. RefSeq names its product rac-like GTP-binding protein 5. Gene Ontology annotation, biological process: cortical cytoskeleton organization; establishment or maintenance of cell polarity; regulation of cell shape. The transcript is spliced from 7 exons. The coding region runs from base 331 to 924 and encodes 197 amino acids. NCBI's taxonomy places the organism in Eukaryota, Viridiplantae, Streptophyta, Magnoliopsida, Sapindales, Anacardiaceae. Gene Ontology annotation, molecular function: GTPase activity; protein kinase binding; GTP binding. Gene Ontology annotation, cellular component: cytoskeleton; cell projection; cell cortex. The record is from RefSeq and is a predicted model, not a curated record.